AUGGCAAUGAACUCUGUAAAGACACAGAGGGCCCAGAGGGGCACCACCCCCGUGUCCUCAUUGGUAUGUGUCAGGCGAAAUGAGGGGGAUUGGAGGAGCACAUUAAAAGUCUUUGUCGAGGAGGUGGCUCAACUAAAGGGGGAAACGGACGCCCUGAAAGCCACCCGGGCUGCUAUGGAGGCCUCGUGGCAGAGGAUUGUGGAAAAGGUGGACCUGCUCACCGAUGAGAAUCGUUCGUCGCAGCACACCCUGCAGUCUUUGCUGGAGGAAGAACGACAGAAAGCGCUCGCGGUGAUAAAGGAAAAGAAAGAAUUACUUGCGAAAGUGAAGUGCGUUGAAGAGGCGUGUGCCUCCAAGGAGAAGGAAAUACAUCGACUGGCUGAGAUGUUGGAGACAGAAAGGAUUAAGCAUAGCGUUUCGGUGGCCUUGCAUGAGAAGGCACUGGAGGAAAGGAAGGCAGAGCACCAGGUGGAGCUUAGUCUGCGGGAGAAGCGACUAGAAGAUAUGCAAUUUGAGCUGCAGCAGCAACUGGAGAGACAUGAAAAUGAACUUCUGGCAAAGGAUGCAUUAUUAGAGGAAGAGAGAAGCUGGAGAAAACGGCAAGAAAGAUCGGGCAUAGAAGACUCCUCGCAUUUGCUUCAGACAAAGGGGGCGGCACCUGCAUUUAGACACUCUUUAGAACCCGUAACGGAUGUUGCUGAUAUUUCCUCCAAUAAAACCCUCAUGACGCAAGCAGCGUUGGCCGUGUUUGCCGAUGACUAUGCCACUCGUUGCGUCCCGAAGAAGACUCGGUUAGAGGCGGCUCGGCAACGGCAGCGGCGAUGCAACGGGAAACGCAAGGGGGACGAUGUGACAUUGAUUUCGCUUAACAAGCUGAACGAUCUUCAAGAAAACUUCCGUCUGUAG
Molecule: messenger RNA, 906 nt
Organism: Trypanosoma rangeli
Lineage: Eukaryota; Euglenozoa; Kinetoplastea; Trypanosomatida; Trypanosomatidae
Exons: 1
Coding region: 1-906 (301 amino acids)
Source: RefSeq, a predicted model, not a curated record